This is a messenger RNA of Sphaerodactylus townsendi, 8363 nucleotides long. RefSeq names its product GRAM domain containing 1B (gene GRAMD1B). The transcript has 24 exons. Gene Ontology annotation, molecular function: sterol binding; sterol transfer activity. NCBI's taxonomy places the organism in Eukaryota, Metazoa, Chordata, Lepidosauria, Squamata, Sphaerodactylidae. Gene Ontology annotation, cellular component: endoplasmic reticulum membrane; plasma membrane; endoplasmic reticulum-plasma membrane contact site. The record is from RefSeq and is a predicted model, not a curated record. Bases 451 to 3153 code for a protein of 900 amino acids. Gene Ontology annotation, biological process: intracellular sterol transport.
CUCUUCACCAGCUCCCACACGGUUCCUCCAGAGCGUGCACAGCGGAGAGGUUUCCAACAGAGCCCCGGGGGAGUCCUCCAUCCACUAAGCAAAGAGGCAAGAGAAAGACUGCUGGAAGCCAAGCAAAACAGAGGGGAGCUGGUUGCAGCCAGCCGGGCUUUGUCCCUGAUGCUAAGCUCGCUGCUGCUUUAAAGGGGAGAGAAAGUUGCUCGGUGGAGUUGAUGGAAAGGGGCAGAAAAGUCAAGAGCGUCUGGCAGCUGGUUCCGCCGGUGGCCUUGUGGCACUUCCUUGCUAAAUGAAACCACCUGAGGAAUAUGAGAUUUCUUACUCCCGAGGGAGGGGACUUGCCCAGCCGAGUAAGAAGGGAGACAGCCAGAUUGUAAUCCUUCAGUGUGGCUUGCAUUAAGGUCACCAAGUGUCGGGAGGGGAGGAGAAGUGAUAGAGGACCUGAUGCCUGCUGCCAACAUGACAGAGACCCUUCAGCUCCCAGCUCUGCAAGUUCCAGAACAGCAGGAGGCGGAGAGCGGCCGUGCCUGGUCCAGUUCAUCCACCCCGACCCUGCGCCGAAGGCAGUUCAAGAUGAGGCGGACGAAGCACAUCCAGGAACCGAACCUAGAAAGCGCAUCUUCCUCUAACAAGGAAUUCCUGCAGCUCCCCUCCAUUGAAAUCACCCCUUCGAGCGAUGAGGACACUGCUUGGUCCAACUGUUCCACACCCAGCGCAUCCCCACGGCGCAAGCGCUUGUUGCUGCGCAAAUGGCUAAGUGUGCGGGAAAAGAAGGAGUGCAGUGAGAGCAGCAGCCAACAGAGCAGCCAACAAAGCAGCCACGAUGAUGACACUUCCCGAUUCUUGAACCCCCGAACGCGUGACGACAGCACUGCCAGUAACUCGAACCGCAGCACUCCUGCCUGCUCCCCUAUCCUUCGCAAACGCUCCCGGUCCCCGACGCCACAGGACCUUCAAGGAGACGCCAUGGUGGAAAAAGGCUCAGACCACUCAUCCGACAAAUCCCCUUCCACACCGGAGCAAGGUGUUCAACGUAGCUGUUCCUCUCAGUCUGGCCGUAGCGGGGCCAAGAAUUCCAAGCGGCUUUCUAAAUAUGACAGAUUAAACCUGAUCAAAAAAAGCCAGAGUUGGUACAAUCAUGAAAGACAACAGAUCCGGAGAGUGCUGAGUCCAACCUACAAGCAGCGGAAUGAAGACUUCAGGAAACUCUUCAAACAGCUUCCCGACACAGAGCGCCUCAUUGUUGAUUACUCCUGUGCACUUCAAAGAGACAUUCUCCUGCAGGGCCGCCUCUACCUCUCUGAGAACUGGAUCUGCUUCUACAGCAACAUUUUCCGCUGGGAAACAUUGUUGACAGUUCGUUUGAAGGACAUCUGCUCCAUGACCAAGGAAAAAACUGCACGGCUCAUUCCUAAUGCUAUCCAAGUUUGCACUGACACUGAAAAGCACUUUUUUACUUCCUUCGGUGCCCGAGACAGAACGUACAUGAUGAUGUUCAGGCUCUGGCAGAACGCCCUCCUCGAGAAGCCCUUGUGUCCGAAGGAGCUCUGGCAUUUUGUACAUCAGUGUUAUGGUACUGAACUAGGGUUAACGAGCGAUGAUGAGGACUACGUGCCUCCCGAUGAUGAUUUCAACACAAUGGGCUACUGUGAAGAGAUCCCGGUGGAAGAAAAUGAAGUGAACGAUACCUCCUCAAAAAACAUCAUGGAAGCCAAACCGGAGGCCAGCCCCCAGCUCCCCAAGAAGUCUGUCACCAAUAGCAGCACGUUGACACCCACAGGAAGUACUGAAGCUCCAGUCCCAUAUGAAGGCAUCGUUCCUGAGGAGCUGGAGGUUGUGGACAUCCCUGUAGAGAAAGAGCUGACAAUCGCAAACAUCAUUGCAGACAAGAUAGAGAUCAUAGCCCCUGUGAAUUCCCCUUCCCUGGAUUUCAAUGACAAUGAGGACAUUCCAACUGAACUCAGCGACUCCUCGGAGACUCACGACGAAGGGGAAGUUCAGGCCUUUUACGAAGACCUGAACGGUCGGCAGUACAUGAAUGAGGUGUUCAACUUCAGCGUGGACAAGCUGUAUGACCUGCUCUUCACAGACUCUCAGUUCCUGAGGGACUUCAUGGAGCAGCGGAGAUUCUCCGAUAUCGUCUUUCAUCCAUGGAAGAAGGAAGAAACUGGAAAUCAGAGCAGAGUUAUUCUCUACACCAUCACCCUCACCAACCCUCUGGCCCCAAAAACUGCCACUGUCACUGAGACUCAGACAAUGUACAAAGCCAGCCAAGAGAGCGAGUGCUACGUGAUAGAUGCAGAGGUGCUAACGCACGACGUCCCCUACCACGAUUAUUUCUACACCAUUAAUCGUUACACUUUGACGCGUGUCGCCAGAAACAAAUGCCGACUCAGGGUUUCUACAGAACUACGAUACAGGAAACAGCCUUGGGGGCUAGUGAAAUCCUUUAUCGAGAAGAACUUCUGGAGCGGCCUGGAUGAUUAUUUCCGCCAUUUAGAGAGUGAACUGACCAAAACAGAGAGCACAUACCUAGCUGAGCUUCACCGACAAUCCCCCAAAGAGAAGGCAAGCAAACAAUCCACGGUGCGCCGGAGGAAACGACCCCACACUCACUUAAGGGGGCCGCACCUGGGAGGGAAGUGUGCGUUGGAGCCUCCGCAAACUCACUCCUGCACCGGGAUGGCGAUAGGGGAGGCAGUGAUAGGUCGAAUCAAGCGUGUGGCAGGUUCCACACAAACACGGCACAUCCCCGAGGAAAGUCCCAGCGGCUUCCACUUACAGAGUGUCUCCAAGUUGCUGCUCAUUAUCAGUUGUGUGAUUUGUUUCAGUCUGGUGCUUUUGGUAAUCCUCAACAUGAUGCUGUUCUACAAACUCUGGAUGUUGGAGUACACGACCCAAACUCUCACGGCAUGGCAGGGCCUGCGGUUACAGGAAAGGUUACCCCAGUCGCAGACAGAAUGGGCCCAGUUACUAGAGUCCCAGCAGAGGUAUCAUGACACAGAGCUCCAAAAGUGGCGGGAGAUCAUCAAGUCAUCCGUGAUGCUCUUAGAUCAGAUGAAGGACUCGCUAAUAAACCUCCAGAAUGGCAUCGGGUCUCGUGACUACCAGUCUGAGCCAGACGAGAAGCGGAAACGGUUCCACUAGCAGGCGGGGAACACAAGCGGCCAGAGGACUGUGUGCAAUAUGUAUACAGAGAAUAUAUAUAUACACAGAAUAUAUAUAUAUAUAUUUAUAUUCUGUAUAUACAUAUAUAUAAUAUAUAGAUUUUAAAAAGAGAAAAAACACCAUAUGUCCCGAGGAGAAAGAGCGUUGCUGAUUGACCUCCAGCACUGGAUGAAGUGGAGUGUCCCUGGGGUGGGUGUAGGGUAUGGCAGGGUGGUGCCCUACUGACAGUGGGGCAGCGCACAGCCUGUGCCAUCUUGGGCCCCACACACGUCUCUUGGUAUUUUCCUGUCUGUCUGUCCUUCCGUCUGUUUGUCUGGCUUUUUACACUUUCAUUCCUAAAGGUAGGAACUGGAGGGAGCGAAACCCCGCCUUGAGUUGAAAGUUAACGAACCUGAGCUUUGCAGUUCAGGGCUGCGUGCUGAGGAUAACGGGGUGGUCUCUCGCUGUUGGCUCCAUUUCCUCCAUGAGCUCCGAGUCGGCCGGUUCUGCGGGAGCGGCUUUGUGUUGAAUGUGAACCAGUGUUCAUUUCGUGGCACCCUUUCACAGGGUUGUCCUUUCCUCCCCUGCCUAGCUUAGUGUGCGCUUCUCCCUGCCUCUCUGCGACUUCGGUUGAGGGCCCAACAAAGUGCUGUGGCAUUCCUUGUAUCAUGGAAUGAGUUUGUUUGGCAAGAGAGAGAGAGGGAAGAUGGUUGCUUGGGGGAGAACUCCAUGUUCAGUCCAGUUCUUGGUACUGUCUCUCUUCACGUGAAAGGAGUUAGAGGCAGAUGUAUUCUGUUUGUUCAUAGGCUGUCCUCUUCGGAUGCUGGGGAUUCUCUGAUUGUAGUGUCUUCGCAUCUUCGCCCCCCUGUAUGUUCUAUGAAACUGCUGCUUCACUGAAAGGGCUAUACAUGCAUCUGUCCCCCUGUCCUUACUGGAGGUGGAGGGGAAUUCCAAGUCAAGGGAAUCCUAUUCACAGAUCAUCCCUUACUGAAUAUGUUGCAUUUCCAAAUCUUCCUCUGCCAAAAAACCAAGUGAAUUGUAGCUUGGGACCAAGCCUCAGAUUCUAGUGAGGGGCUUCAAACGCCCACUCCUCCAGCCGUACUUUCUCAUCCCAGGUCAUGAGGAUUUUGCGCAUGGGUUUCUGGUUUUAUCUGCGCCUUGCCCAGUUUGCCUCUAAGCAAAAUGUGUAAUGGAAAAAACAGAAGCACACUAAAUGAGGGAGCUUUGGGUUGCCCAAGCAGAUGGAUAUAUCUGCGUUGGAACCCAGCUGCCUUCCAGAAGCGAGCCAAUCUCUUGGAGAGGUUAGAAGGAAGAAGAUCAUGGGGGAAUGAUAUUCUGAGGGGGGGGGGGUCCCAUUGGGCAGGUAGUUCUUUUUAUGGAGGAAUUUUUGAGCUCUUAGUGGCCUGCUAAAAUCCUUUCUUGCAUUUUUUUUUGAUGACCGACAAGCCAUUACCUGAUCCCUGGUGGAAGGGGCCCCAAGCCGCUGACAGCUUUCCCAGAGCUCAUCUUUGCUUCUCUGUCCUGGCAGGUUACCCCAGUCGCAGACAGAAUGGGCCCAGUUACUAGAGGCAGCUGCAGAAAACACGGAGUUAGCAGUGUUGACUGUCCAGUGGGCGAUGAAAACCAUGAAAAAUGCAUAUUUUUUGCAAAAUUUGUGGACCAGGGUUUUCUCUUGUCCGUUUUUUCCUUGGGCGACACAAUUUGAGCAACCUCAAAUUGACAAAAACAAUCAUCCCCCCCCCCACUUUCUUGUUGUUUUUGAGGGCAGUGAUCCAAGUCAGAGUCGUCAAAGAUUAUGAUCCUGUGUAAAAAGAGUGGGGGAAGGCGACAGAUCCGCCUGAGCAUUAGGAUCUGGGGUAGCCAUUGGCUGUCUCUUCUUUGGCUGUCUGGUGACCCAAGUAAAGUAGUCACAGAGAGCCCGGCAGAAAGGGGAUCUUUCCUGUUUCAGCGACCAGCACUGGUUUCUCUCACCAACCCCCCAUCCUGAAUUGGUGUUGGACACAAACUGCAUCAUGUAAUGCUAUUUUGGAUGUGAUGUAUUUUUCACAAGUGGAGAAGCCAAAUGAUAAGUCCCUUGGGCAGGGCCAUGUUGCACAUGCUCAGCACCACUCUGCAUCUUCCCUUCACAUAAAACAGUUCUGCAGGGCAAGAGAGGUGCCAAGAAUCUAAUCUUGGGGGCUGAGAUUUUCUUCCCAACUGGCUUGGAACAGGACCUACAGCCCCUUUUGGCAGUGUUGCGCAUGCACAAGACGGCCACAUUAGGAAUCCCUUUGGGCUGUUUUUCCCUGAGCCCACAGCCGAUACCCAAGUCAGUGCCAGGGGCCUCUUUCUGGCUGGGGACGCAUGUUGAGCUCCCAUGCUUGUGUUUCGCCUUUGAAGGAAAGAGUCGUUUCUCCCAACUGCGUUAGCAAAUGCCGUUGAUUCACUUUUCUAACAAAGAUGCAAGGAACAGAUAUCUUGGAGCCUGGGAGGGGGGAUUUGUCUCCCUUUCGAAUCAGCCAGCUGCCGAUGAGGCAGCACUUCCCGAAUAGCACUUGAAGGAGUUCAGUGACCCACACUGUGAAUACCUGGGCAGGUGAUGCUGCUCAGGGCGAAGUUUGGUGGGCUAUUGUUGAAGCAGCGUCAAGCCACAAACAAGGUGCUCAGGAGCCCGGGGGCGGGCGGGUGGGAAUUAUUUAUAUAAUUUAUUGUAUUUAUAUAGAAAAGCGUUUAUGCAAUGCUGCUGUUUGACCGGCAGCCCAGGGGAAAACUUGGCUUGCUGUAUUGUCGGGACUCCGAGAAGGCUUUUUCGCUUGCAAGAAAGAAAGGGGGGGGGGGUCUCCCAGUUUCCCCCUGCUGGAUACAGUCUCAGAGUUUUCAUAUGAGGACCCCUCAUUCAAGGUGCACAUUGAGACAGGAGUGGCCAGUUGGAGGCAGAGAUGAGGGGAGACUCCAAGGCAAGGUUAGCAAGACGGCAGGAAAAAACCCAGUCUCGUCUCUGCCUGACCUGGUCAGCAAGACUCUCUUGUGGCAGUUUGCAGGACAAACUGUACCAUGAAAGACAUUCUGUACCCAUCUCCCACCCUCCACCUCCCAGCAUACUCCUCUACCAUUGGAUCGAUUCAGGAAGAAAGCCUGGCUCUUUGCCAGUCUGAAUAUGAACUAGAAGACCAAUUCAUUUUUCAUAGCGGGACCUCAGCUGCGUGGCCAGAAGAAUAUACCUUUCUGUUGUCAAAGGGAAUGGGAAGGAAUUGCUUCUUUGCUCUCCAAAUGGACCUUUAGUUUGGGUGAAAUUAGGAGAGAAAAGCCCCACCUGAGUUUCAGCGGAGCUUAGGUAUGCCUAAUUUCCCCCCUCCUUGGGUUGUGCCAAGAGGCUCCAGUGCAGAAACAGGCAGGCAUGGGUCUAAACAUUUUCGACUGGGCUGAAGUGUGUUUGUAUCUUUCUUGGGUUUGCUCUUCCUAUGGAUGCCGCUGGGUGAGAAUCUGCGGUCGGAAACAUUUUGGCCAUCCCUCCGGGCGUUUUUAGCUUACUUCUGCCCGGCAAAUAAUUCCCUGAAAGUGGGGCUCCUCUUUAAGGCUACAGCUGAAUUUUCAACCAGCAGCUGUGGUUGUGUAGCCCAGAUUCUCCCACGCUGAUGUUAGAAUUUCACCUCUGCCGCGAGACUUUUGGCAUAGCUGCUCAGCAAGUACGCUUGGAGUUGUAAUUGGACCACGGAUCAGAUUAAAUAGUCAUUUCUAAUGGCCUCAGUGGGCUUUAUGUUAAGAAUGUUUCAAUUUUUGAACUUUCCAUUCCAUUUUUGGCAGUACUUCAGUGGAACGCUACAGAAAUGUCAAAAAUUGAAAAAUUCUGUUCCAAUUUUGGCACUGCUGCAGUGGAACACCCAUUUUUUUAAGUAACCCAGGCAAUUCCUUGCCAUUCCACACAAGGGGGUUUGGUCCCCUGUUUCGCUUCUGGAUUCUCCCCAUUUCUCCCCUCAUUCUCAGGCACUUGCCUCAUGCUUUCCCAAAGGGCGGGGGGAAUCUAUUUUUGUGCCAUAACACCAUCCCCUUCACCCCCCUCCGCCAAACUGGAGUGUUAACUUGGGCCCUGCGUUGCUGAGAUGGCACCUCUUCCUUAGGGAGAGAUUAGACGCUUGCACUAAAACAGACCUACCCCCUGGAAACCUGAUGACUUCUUAUUUUUCUAUGCAUUCUGCCAUUCCUCUGCCUCCUCUCUGCCUCGCUGUGGCACAAUCGCGCACCACUCCUCCCCUGGAUCCCGGCCGCAGGGGCUGAUGUGGUGCUACCCUACGUUUCUCUUUUCCACUUUCCUCCCAGGGGUGUGUUUCGAGAUGAAUGUGUUGCAUCGUUGGGGCAAGGAAAAGAGGAAAAUGAGUCUCUCCCUUCCUUCCUGCCGAAGGAAUUCCGUUUGCACAUGGCUCGGGAGCAUCUGCUCCCUGGCCAUUUUUUUUAAUUACCUCACUUGUUUUUUGGACAGUUUUGUUGCGAAAGGGUUGAAGGACUGGCUUCCUGACCUGAGCUUUGCAUUCGAUUUUGAGGUGGUGCUGGGGCGGCGUUAAUGUAGCUCUGGAUUGCGAGCCGCAUGGGUGACUCCCCUGGUUUUUCAACCCUAACCCCCCCUAUGCUGUAUGAGAGUCCUGGAGCAUCUGAUUUCUGCGGUGGCUCCCUAAUUGAGUUGCAUCGGGGACGGGGAGAGAGGUGACCGCAUCAAGAAUUUUUCUGUUUGCGGACAAGGAUAACUCAAAUGUCCCCUCUCUUCCCCCUAGCCCUUCCAUGAACCUCUGGCCUAGACCCUGGUAAUGCUGACUCCCAUAAUGAAGUUUCCCCUGCUACAUUUCAACAGUUCAAAUGAAGAAGAGUUUUCUGGGGGGAGGCAUCAGGGCCCAGAGGAGAGGCUGGGCAGGUACCCUUCUUUGCUUCCCCUCUGGAACGUUUCUUGCUGCUGGAAGGGUUUUUGUGGUAGUAAGACAAAAUGGCGGAGCCGGGCCACAGGCAGAAGGGAUCCCGAUCGUGUGUGUCAGAGCUGUCUGGCUGUCUGCGUGUCUGAUUCUGUAACUAUAAUAAACUUUGCGCUGUGCGCAAGGUCCGAUACAAGUUGAUUUUAAAAAAAUACAAACACAAACUUGACUGCUAGAACCUAGGAGUUACAAAGGCUACAGAGCCAAAAUCUUAAUGUAAAGUAGCUAGGAAAAAAUGGAAUAAAAGUAUGAAUAAAAAUAUAAUGAACCAAA